AUCUGCCCUGAGGAUUAAACCUGCAUUCAACUAAAAUGAAUCCUUCACCUCCAGGUCGGUCAAUUCAGCCUGGCUACACCCGCCGGGACCCUCGUCCUUCUCCCUAUCCAAGACCUGCGCCUGCUGACCCCAUGGCCGGCUAUCGCCGCUUCCAACUGCGUCAUAUCAUCUCUGAGCUCACUACGCUUCUGGAACAGCUCAUUUCUCCUGAACUGCCUGCGCAUGCUUAUCUGCCAUCCCAUAUUAUGAGAAAUCCUCCUGUUCUCAUGUCCUCCUCUCAAACCACUCUGGUAAACCUCGUGGACAGGGGAUCUCAAACUGAUGGCUGUCCUCAUGCUCACCCUUGCACCCGUGAGCCUGGAACUCCCGGCUCCCCCCCUCCUUAUGCCUAUGUUCGUCCCCUCUCUCCCACCUUUCCAUCUUCUCCCUCUGAUUCUAACCCUGCGUCUCCAGAUUACACUCCUGAAUCUCCAGAUUACACUCCUACUACUCCCCUUUACUAAGGCCUAAUAAAAACACCUUAAUAAUAAUAAU
This is a messenger RNA of Tachysurus fulvidraco (yellow catfish), 534 nucleotides long. RefSeq names its product DNA-directed RNA polymerase II subunit RPB1-like. NCBI's taxonomy places the organism in Eukaryota, Metazoa, Chordata, Actinopteri, Siluriformes, Bagridae. The record is from RefSeq and is a predicted model, not a curated record. The coding region runs from base 36 to 503 and encodes 155 amino acids. The transcript has 2 exons.